GAGGUACCGAAGACCCUGAGAAAGUUUGGCAUAGAUCACUUGCAUACCUAUUACACCUGUCUCAAACCUGAAAUCCUUGGCAUUGUGCCGUUGACUAAUAAGAAACAAUAAACAAAAUUGAAGUGAGAGAGGAAGACAGAAGAAGCUGAGCAGAGCAGUCCGCACCAGUGAGAUGAUUAAAGAUUAACCCCACUUGCCUCCUGCCUCCACCCCUCUGGGUUGUAUAGGCCUUGAAGCUCAGCAGAUCCUUUCAGAGAAAUAUUUGAAAUAAAGGCCAACAGAUAGGGGACGCCGGCAAAAUCAGUUGGAGAGGUUGAGGGGCCAAUAACCUCUGGCUGCGGAAUCACUGCAAUCUGGCCUGUGUUUGCUGAUGAUAAUGCGCCUUUCCAAAGCCCUGAUAGACAUGGAGAUGGCAGAUUAUAGUGCGGCUUUAGACCCGGCAUACACGACUCUGGAGUUUGAGAACAUGCAAGUCUUGGCAAUAGGCAACGACACCUCCCCUUCUGAAGCAGCAAACCUCAAUGCGUCCAACAGCAUCGGGGCCAGUGCGUUGUGUGCCAUUUGCGGAGAUCGUGCAACGGGGAAACACUAUGGGGCCUCCAGCUGUGACGGCUGCAAAGGGUUUUUCAGGAGAAGCGUCAGAAAGAAUCACAUGUAUUCCUGCAGGUUUAACAGGCAGUGUGUUGUAGACAAGGACAAAAGAAACCAAUGUCGAUACUGCAGGCUAAAGAAAUGUUUUCGAGCAGGAAUGAAGAAAGAAGCUGUACAGAACGAACGCGACCGAAUCAGUACUCGGAGAUCCAGCUAUGAAGACAGCAGCUUGCCGUCCAUUAACGUUUUACUGCAAGCAGAAGUUCUCUCACAACAGAUAUCGUCACCAAUUUCAGUGAUCAAUGGCGAUAUCAGAGGGAAGAAGAUCGCAAAUAUUGCAGACGUCUGCGAGUCCAUGAAACAGCAGUUGCUAGUGCUAGUGGAGUGGGCCAAGUACAUCCCGGCCUUCUGUGAGCUUCCUCUGGAUGAUCAGGUGGCUUUGCUACGGGCCCAUGCAGGGGAGCACCUGCUACUGGGAGCUGCCAAGAGGUCGAUGGUGUUCAAAGACAUCUUACUCCUAGGAAAUGACCACAUAAUCCCCCGUAAUUGUCCAGAGUUGCUGGAGAUCAGCCGUGUGGCUGUACGCAUCCUGGAUGAGCUAGUGCUCACAUUCCAAGAGCUGCAGAUUGACGAAAACGAAUACGCAUGUUUGAAAGCCAUCAUCUUCUUUGAUCCAGAUGCUAAAGGGCUGAGCGACCCCAUCAAGAUCAAGCGAAUGCGGUACCAAGUUCAGGUCAGCCUGGAGGACUACAUCAAUGACCGGCAGUAUGAUUCACGGGGACGCUUUGGGGAACUCCUCCUCCUCCUGCCCACCCUCCAGAGCAUCACUUGGCAGAUGAUUGAGCAGAUCCAGUUUGUCAAGCUCUUUGGCAUGGCCAAGAUCGACAACCUUCUGCAGGAGAUGCUGCUAGGAGGGUCAUCGAGUGACACUCCUCACGCUCAUCACCAUGCUCUUCACCCGCACCUUAUCCAGGAGAACCUGGGGACAAACGUCAUUGUGGCCAACACAAUGCCUGCUCAGAUGCACAAUGGGCAGCUGUCCACUCCCGAAACUCCCCAGCCUUCCCCACCCGCUGGCUCAGGAGCUGAACAAUACAAACUACUUCCUGGGGCCAUUGCAACUGUGGCCAAGCAGCCUAGUUCAAUCCCUCAACCUGCCAUCACGAAGCAAGAAGUCAUCUAGCAUCCAACCAAAUGAAUGUAUCAGAUGCCACAAAGACCUUGAUGAGGGAGACAAACCCUUUCUCAUUCCCAUUUUGAUCACUCUGGAGG
Messenger RNA from Lacerta agilis (Sand lizard), 1863 nucleotides. It is a transcript of the gene HNF4A, whose product is annotated as hepatocyte nuclear factor 4 alpha. Gene Ontology annotation, biological process: anatomical structure development; cell differentiation; positive regulation of transcription by RNA polymerase II. The coding region runs from base 371 to 1774 and encodes 467 amino acids. Gene Ontology annotation, molecular function: nuclear receptor activity; RNA polymerase II cis-regulatory region sequence-specific DNA binding; zinc ion binding. The record is from RefSeq and is a predicted model, not a curated record. The transcript is spliced from 10 exons. NCBI's taxonomy places the organism in Eukaryota, Metazoa, Chordata, Lepidosauria, Squamata, Lacertidae.